AUGUCUCCUCUUCAGCCGUUCCGCGGAUUUCAGCGAAAGCUUGUGCUUGCGUUCGACGUCGGCACGACUUUCAGUGGAGUUUCAUAUGCCGUGCUAGACCCGGAUGAGAUACCGGAGAUACAAAAUGUCACCCGUUUCCCCGGCCAGGAAAAUGCUGCGGGGGACUGCAAAAUUCCCUCCAUCCUCUACUACAGUCAGGAUGGUACAGUUCGUGCUGCAGGUGCGGAAGCUGCGCUCCCGGGAAUGGAUCUGCAGGCCGAAGACGAAAACCUCAUCUAUGUCGAGUGGUUUAAGCUUCAUCUACGCCCGAGUUCGUUGGCCCCAGAUGAUCUGGAUGCCGUCAUUGCACGGCCUUUACCCACUGGCAAGACUGCAGUGGACGUAUUUGGAGACUUUUUAGCCUAUUUAUACUCAUGUGCCCGAAAGCACAUCACGGAUUCCCAUGCAGGAGGGGACCUGUUGCUGAGCUCGUUUGGAGAUCGCAUCGAGUUCGUACUUAGCCAUCCGAACGGUUGGGAAGGGUUGCAACAGAGCAAAAUGCGCCGCGCUGCUGUCCUGGGCGGACUGAUCCCGGAUACCGCAGCCGGUCAAGGCCGUGUUCACUUUGUAACGGAAGGCGAAGCGAGUAUGUACUUCUGCAUUCAGAAGGGCCUCGCCGCGAACUCUAUGCAGAUCGGGCAGAAUAUACUGAUCGUCGACGCCGGUGGGGGAACUGUCGACAUUAGCGCGUACAAGUUUGUGACGGUGGCUCCGUUGUCGAUGGAAGAAGUGGCCACGCCCGAUUGUAUUCUGCAAGGUUCAACCAGAGUGAACGUACGAGCUCAAGCAUUUUUGCAAGGCCAAAUACACGACACAGAUAAGCUGUGUGGUUCUUAUUACGGAAAUGAGGAGGAUAUCAAGACGAUGAUAAGGUAUUUCGACAAGUACACGAAGCCCAUCUUCAAGGACCGCAGUGAAGACUCGUAUAUCAAGUUCGGUUCGAUGAGCUGCAACGAUCCAUCGUCAAUAUCCGCAGAGGACAGUUGCUUCUUACCGGGUACGCGCGGGCGAUACGAUAUGUUCGAGAUCGACAUUGACUCACUUUCUGGUAGCGAUGAGCUCGCUUCUUUCUUUGAGCCGUCCAUUCGAGCAAUCGUCAAUGCUGUUGAAGGACAGCGUCGGUCUGUUAACGGUGGACUUAAUAUGGUAUUCCUCGUUGGUGGAUUUGCGGCGAGCCCUUGGCUGUUCUCGCGAUUGCAAAGCUCCUUGAGUUACUAUGGCUUGACACUCGCCCGACCAGAUCGUCACACGAGCAAGGCGGUGGCGGAAGGUGCUGUAGCGUUCUAUCUAGAGCAUUGGGUCUCAGUGCGAGUGAUGAAGGUCACCUAUGGGGUAGAAUGCACUGUCGAAUAUGAUGAAACCAAUCCAGAACACCGUAUCAGGCGCGGGCGCAUUACUACCCGCCCUUCUGGUCGCCGUGCACUGGGAGACUCAUUCUCAGGACGACGAGUGAGAGAUAAGGAAGAGAUGUACCGGAACUUCUUCAAGGAGUCACAUGAGUCCACGACCCUUGACAGACUCCAUACGUCGAUAACUUGUUACAGAGGAACGACUCAAGACCCUCGUUGGACGGAUCUCGAGCCAGAGUCGUUUGCCACGCUCUGCACGGUGCAGGCCGAUACUUCACGCGUUACCAAGGUCCAGCAACACGGACUCAAAGGUGUCUACUACACGCAGCACUACAAGGUCGUUCUGCUGUGCGGGCUUACGGAGCUGAAGGCGCAGAUCAGCUGGAUGGAGAAUGGCGAGGAGAAACGCGGCCCCGCAACUGUGGUAUAUGACGAUGAUGCUGAAGCGAUUCACUGA
Messenger RNA from Laetiporus sulphureus 93-53, 1845 nucleotides. RefSeq lists its product as uncharacterized. Lineage: Eukaryota; Fungi; Basidiomycota; Agaricomycetes; Polyporales; Laetiporaceae. The record is from RefSeq and is a predicted model, not a curated record. Bases 1 to 1845 code for a protein of 614 amino acids. The transcript has 12 exons.